Molecule: messenger RNA, 3962 nt
Organism: Arabidopsis thaliana (thale cress)
Lineage: Eukaryota; Viridiplantae; Streptophyta; Magnoliopsida; Brassicales; Brassicaceae
Gene: CESA9
Product: cellulose synthase A9
Exons: 13
Coding region: 447-3713 (1088 amino acids)
Biological process (GO): plant-type cell wall biogenesis; cellulose biosynthetic process
Cellular component (GO): membrane; plasma membrane
Molecular function (GO): cellulose synthase (UDP-forming) activity
Source: RefSeq, marked reviewed
UCUGUGUUCCGUGUGUCUUUCUCUAAACCCUAGAAUUUCACAUUGCUUCUGUGUCACUCUUCAAAUUUCUGAAUAGAUUUGAUCACAAAAACGUAAAAAGGGUUUUCGUAUUUUGUGGAAUCACAUUGCUUCUGUCAGUCUCCAAUUUCUUUGACCCGGAAAUAUUGUUUCUUUUUUUCCCUUUUUCUUUUGUAAAUUUGGGAUUUUUUCGGAGCUUUUAUUUUUAGUUAUUGAAAACAAAAAAAAUACCAAAAGGCAAGACUCGGACUCAGUGGUUCUCCUUCUCCCUUUUAUCUAGUGUGACUGCGCAUUUCUUGUAAUGGGAGUGCAACCGUCUGGAUCCAUUAUCCGGGUAGGGUCAGACCCGUUCAUGUUCUCUGAGCUGAAGAAUCUGUAAAAAGAUACACUUUUUUUCUGUUUUUGUGAUCUGAUCGGACUAGUGAAUCAUGAACACUGGAGGGAGACUCAUUGCUGGGUCUCACAACAGGAAUGAAUUCGUUCUCAUUAACGCCGACGACACUGCCAGAAUACGAUCAGCAGAAGAACUGAGUGGGCAAACUUGUAAAAUCUGUAGAGAUGAGAUUGAGUUAACAGAUAAUGGUGAGCCAUUUAUCGCUUGCAACGAAUGUGCUUUCCCUACGUGUAGACCGUGCUAUGAGUAUGAAAGAAGAGAAGGAAACCAAGCUUGUCCUCAGUGCGGAACCCGAUACAAGCGUAUUAAAGGUAGUCCAAGGGUCGAAGGGGAUGAAGAAGAUGAUGACAUUGAUGAUCUGGAGCAUGAGUUUUAUGGAAUGGAUCCUGAACAUGUUACUGAAGCUGCGCUCUAUUAUAUGCGUCUUAACACUGGUCGUGGUACUGAUGAAGUGUCACACUUGUAUUCAGCUUCACCAGGCUCUGAGGUUCCUCUUUUGACGUAUUGUGAUGAGGAUUCUGAUAUGUAUUCGGAUAGACAUGCUCUUAUCGUGCCCCCAUCUACGGGUUUGGGGAACAGAGUCCAUCAUGUGCCAUUUACAGAUUCUUUUGCAUCUAUACACACAAGACCCAUGGUUCCUCAGAAGGAUCUUACAGUUUAUGGAUAUGGAAGUGUUGCAUGGAAAGACCGUAUGGAAGUAUGGAAGAAACAACAAAUAGAAAAGCUACAAGUCGUUAAGAAUGAAAGAGUAAAUGAUGGUGAUGGCGAUGGAUUCAUUGUUGACGAGCUCGAUGAUCCCGGGCUACCAAUGAUGGAUGAAGGAAGACAACCUCUGUCACGAAAGCUACCCAUUCGUUCGAGCAGAAUAAACCCUUAUAGGAUGUUGAUUUUCUGUCGGCUCGCCAUUCUUGGCUUGUUCUUCCAUUAUAGGAUUCUCCAUCCGGUGAAUGAUGCAUUCGGCUUGUGGUUAACAUCGGUUAUAUGCGAAAUAUGGUUCGCUGUGUCUUGGAUUCUUGAUCAGUUCCCAAAAUGGUAUCCCAUCGAAAGAGAAACAUAUCUCGACAGGCUUUCUCUAAGGUAUGAGAAGGAAGGGAAGCCAUCAGAGUUAGCGCCUGUCGAUGUCUUUGUUAGUACUGUGGAUCCAUUGAAAGAGCCUCCACUGAUUACAGCAAAUACGGUUCUGUCUAUUCUCGCUGUUGAUUAUCCGGUUGAGAAGGUUGCAUGUUAUGUAUCAGAUGAUGGUGCUGCAAUGCUUACAUUUGAAGCUCUCUCUUACACAGCCGAGUUUGCAAGAAAAUGGGUUCCUUUCUGUAAGAAGUUCAGCAUCGAGCCACGCGCUCCUGAAUGGUAUUUUUCACAGAAGAUGGAUUACUUGAAGCAUAAAGUCGAUCCCGCUUUUGUUAUGGAACGCCGUGCCAUGAAGAGAGACUAUGAGGAAUUCAAAGUAAAGAUAAAUGCAUUGGUUUCUGUAUCACAGAAAGUUCCUGAAGAUGGUUGGACUAUGCAAGAUGGAACUCCUUGGCCUGGAAACAAUGUCCGGGACCAUCCAGGAAUGAUUCAGGUUUUCCUGGGACACAGCGGAGUUUGUGAUAUGGAUGGAAAUGAGUUACCUCGUUUGGUGUAUGUUUCUCGUGAGAAGCGACCGGGAUUUGAUCACCAUAAGAAGGCUGGAGCUAUGAAUUCCUUGAUCCGGGUAUCUGCUGUUCUCUCAAAUGCUCCUUACCUUCUUAAUGUGGACUGUGAUCAUUACAUCAACAACAGCAAGGCAAUUAGAGAAGCUAUGUGUUUCAUGAUGGACCCGCAGUCCGGAAAGAAAAUAUGUUAUGUUCAGUUUCCUCAGAGGUUUGAUGGGAUUGAUAGACACGAUCGAUACUCAAAUCGCAAUGUGGUUUUCUUCGAUAUCAACAUGAAAGGUUUAGAUGGCAUACAAGGACCGAUAUAUGUGGGGACCGGGUGUGUCUUCAGAAGGCAAGCACUUUAUGGAUUUGAUGCACCAAAGAAGAAGCAACCACCAGGCAGAACCUGCAACUGUUGGCCAAAAUGGUGCUGUUUGUGUUGCGGUAUGAGAAAGAAGAAGACAGGUAAGGUCAAAGAUAAUCAGAGAAAGAAGCCUAAAGAGACUUCAAAGCAGAUACAUGCCCUUGAGCACAUAGAAGAAGGCCUUCAAGUGACAAAUGCUGAGAAUAACUCUGAGACUGCCCAACUGAAGCUGGAGAAGAAAUUUGGUCAAUCACCGGUUUUAGUAGCUUCUACUCUUCUGCUAAAUGGUGGAGUGCCUAGCAAUGUGAACCCAGCGUCUUUAUUGAGGGAAUCCAUUCAGGUUAUUAGCUGUGGCUACGAAGAGAAAACCGAAUGGGGAAAAGAGAUUGGGUGGAUUUAUGGCUCGGUCACUGAGGAUAUCUUAACGGGUUUCAAGAUGCAUUGCCAUGGAUGGAGAUCUGUAUAUUGUAUGCCAAAGCGAGCGGCUUUCAAAGGUUCUGCUCCCAUUAACUUGUCGGAUCGUCUUCAUCAAGUUCUACGUUGGGCACUUGGCUCUGUCGAGAUUUUCUUGAGUAGGCAUUGCCCUAUUUGGUACGGUUAUGGUGGUGGUUUAAAAUGGUUGGAAAGAUUCUCUUACAUUAACUCUGUUGUCUAUCCUUGGACAUCCCUUCCUUUGCUUGUCUACUGCUCACUUCCCGCCAUUUGUCUACUCACCGGAAAAUUCAUCGUCCCUGAGAUAAGUAACUACGCGGGUAUACUCUUCCUGCUAAUGUUUAUGUCCAUUGCGGUAACGGGUAUACUAGAAAUGCAAUGGGGCAAAAUAGGAAUCGAUGAUUGGUGGAGAAACGAGCAGUUUUGGGUCAUUGGAGGAGUCUCUUCGCAUCUAUUUGCUCUGUUUCAAGGUUUACUCAAAGUUCUUGCAGGAGUCAGCACGAACUUCACAGUCACAUCUAAAGCAGCAGAUGAUGGAGAAUUCUCAGAGCUUUACAUUUUCAAAUGGACAUCUUUGUUGAUUCCUCCGACUACUCUGCUGAUCAUUAACAUCGUUGGAGUCAUUGUCGGAGUUUCGGAUGCGAUAAAUAACGGGUAUGACUCUUGGGGACCGCUUUUUGGGAGAUUGUUCUUUGCGCUUUGGGUGAUUGUUCAUUUGUAUCCGUUCCUCAAAGGGUUACUUGGGAAACAAGAUAGAGUACCAACCAUUAUAUUGGUUUGGUCGAUUCUUCUUGCUUCCAUCUUGACUCUCUUGUGGGUCAGAGUCAAUCCGUUUGUGUCCAAAGAUGGACCGGUCUUGGAGAUCUGUGGUCUUGACUGUUUAAAGUGAGAACUAGGUUUCUUUCUUUAUAAUAAUAAGAAGAAAAAAAGCUGCAGUCUUGCAUGGUUAAAGAUUGGAGAAUCAUGAAGAAUACAAAACGGAGUUUUAACGAUGGUACAAUCUGAUGAUGAUAAUGAUGGUGAUGUGUGCUCUUUUAGUGGUGGGUAAUGUGUAGACAUAAAGAGCUCUGUGCAGUUUUUACGUGUUACGUUUUCUUUUAAGACCCUGAAUGGAUGCUGAUUUUUGAUUCAGUUUUUG